GAUAAGGCAGAAACACAAAUGGGGUCGUCAGCUCUUGAAUAUUUUUAUGCAGAGACCUCAUGAGUCGUACAUGGGAAUUAGUGGGGGUCCACCAUUCUUGCAAUUUGACAGAGGAGACAACUUGGUCCAAAUUACCCAACAUCAGUUGCAGAUGGUGGGUGCAGCUAGCUCAGGGCAGAAUCAACAAGAGAACACUAGAACAGAAUCUGCAGCAAAAAACGAGGAAAAGGAAACAACAUUUGUGUCGGUGGCGAGAGCUGGCAUAGUGGACCUUGUGAACGAGCUUCAAAACAAAAUACCAAGUUCCCUACAUGCCACCCCUGAGAAGGAAAACCUGCUGGUUGUGGCAAUGAAGAACAUCAACAAAAGCAAACUUGGAGAACACCACGUUGACAAGAAGGAGACUGCAUUUUUGACUGCUGCAAAAAACGGCAUUGUGGAGAUUGUGUUUGAACUUCAAUCCAAAAUACCCAGCGCUGUGCACGAAACCAACUCCAACAACGAAAACGUGUUGCUUGUGGCAGUGAAGAACAGGCAGACCAACGUUGUUGAGGUGUUAAGGAAGAAUUUGGAUAAGGAACUGUUCGAUAGCUUGAUUUUGGAAGUGGAUAACAGGGACAAUACUGUCUUGCACUUGGCUGCAGGCACAACUACUAACGCUGAAAGAACUUGGCAGAUUGCUGGUGCUGCCAUGCAAAUGAUGUGGGAUAUCAAGUGGUAUCAGUACGUGAGAGCCCUAGUGCCGGAACAUUUCACAUUCAGAACGAACAAGGACGACAAAACCGGCGGGGAAAUCUUCAAGCAGAAGCACAAAGACCUGGUGAAGGAGAGUUCGGAGUGGCUGAAGGAAACCUCCAACUCCUGCUCCGUGGUGGCGGCCCUAAUCGCCGGCGUGUCUUUCGCCACCUCGAGCUCCGUGCCUGGCGGCACGGACAAAGGAAAGCCGGAGCUGGAAGGGCAGCCGGCUUUCGACGCGUUCGCGAUCGCGUCCCUGAUCGGGCUCUGCUUCUCGGUGACCGCUCUGAUCAUGUUCCUGGCGAUCCUGACCUCCCGGAAACAGGCGCAGGACUUCCGGAAGAGCUUGCCGUUGAAGCUGCUCUUCGGUCUGAGCUCUCUCUUCGUUUCCAUUGCUUCCAUGCUGGUUUCUUUCUGCGCUGCGCAUUUCUUCGUGCUGAAGGACAAGUACAAGAACAUCUUGUUCCCUGUCUACAUUGCCACUUGUUUGCCUGUCACUUUCUAUGCCGUGGUGCAGUUUCCUCUCUAUGCUGAUCUGCUUAAAGCCAUUUUCAAGAAGGUUCCACAACCCAGUAUUACCAGCAGCCAAUUCUAGAGGACUUUUUCUCGACUCCGGAUUUCUAACGUCUUUUUGGU
Molecule: messenger RNA, 1371 nt
Organism: Vigna unguiculata (cowpea)
Lineage: Eukaryota; Viridiplantae; Streptophyta; Magnoliopsida; Fabales; Fabaceae
Cellular component (GO): membrane
Molecular function (GO): protein binding
Source: RefSeq, a predicted model, not a curated record